Notothenia coriiceps (black rockcod) is the source of this 3585-nucleotide messenger RNA. RefSeq lists its product as uncharacterized. Gene Ontology annotation, biological process: DNA damage response. The transcript is spliced from 5 exons. The record is from RefSeq and is a predicted model, not a curated record. The annotation marks the transcript as partial. Lineage: Eukaryota; Metazoa; Chordata; Actinopteri; Perciformes; Nototheniidae.
CUUCAUUCCUUACUUCUGUGCUGUUCGGAUAGGGAAACUUCUGUCAACCAUUCUCAUUGUCUUCCCUUGUUUCUGUGUGGCUGCAGGUUGUGCGCGGCCCCCCGGCGUGCAGCACGGAGACUUGCUGAACCAGACCGAAGCCAACCGGGGGUCUUUCCCCCUGGGCGCCCUGCUGACCUAUGGCUGUGAGCCCGGCUACACCGCAGAUGGAGCCACCACCAUCUUCUGCACCAGCUCCGGGGACUGGACCCCUCAACCUCCACGCUGCAUCAGGAGCAGCGUGUGCUCUCCCCCCACGGAGCCAGAGAACGGGGGCUACCGCUGUCACCCGUCUCCCUGCCCCCGCCUCGCCCAGAAGACCGUCAUCGAGUACUUCUGUGACGAGGGCUACGCUCUGAAGGGAGACUACAAGUUCCUCACCUGCCAGAACGGAGAGUGGGACGGGCCCAUGCAGAUCAGCUGUCGCCUCACACAAGACAAGGAGCCCAGUUCUCCUCUGGGGAUCCCCACUCUGUCCAUCGUGGCGGCCACAGCCAGCUCCGUGGCUCUCAUCCUGCUGCUGGUGGUGCUGUUUGUUCUCGUUCAGCCGAAACUCAAGUCCUUCCAUCACAGCAGGAGGGAGCAAGGGGUGUCCGGCCAGUCCAGCUCCAUCAUGGUGGAGGGGGUCCAGGUGACGCUGCCCUCCUAUGAGGAGGCUGUUUAUGGAGGAGGUGGACCCUGUGGGGCCUCUGGUCCUCCACCUUCUCCGUCUCCCCCCGAGGCUCCUACCGAGUCUCGGGUCCCCAUCGUGCUCUCUGAGGGUCCUCAGGGGGCCGCCGGGGGCCCCAGCAGGAGCCGCCCCCACAGAGACUUUGACUUAUGUCUCCCAUCCACGUCCUCCUCAUCGUCCUCCUCCUCCCGGCGCCACGCAGAGACGGCGCUGGUUCAUCAGGCCCCUUCUUCCUCCUCCUCUUCCUCAUCAUCAUGGGCUAGAGAGCACCCUGGGGGUGCCUGCGCCGGCCCCCUACCUCUCCGUAGAGACUCAGAGAGCAGCGACCAGCACAGUCUGCUCUCCGUCACCUCUGUGGACGACUUCUCUGACGAUAUCCCCCUGCUGAAGGAAGCAUGAAGCCUCCAGCCUGCUAGCAGCAGAGUCCUUAUUUCCCUCUCUCACUGCUGACCAGGACUGACUGUGGCUGUCAACCUACUUUCCCCCCCACUCCCCUCACAGCCUGCAGAGAAAAGACUAGAACUAUGCCCCCAUUCCCCAAUGCAACCCCUUCUGCCAUUGCUUUCCAUGCAGAGCAAAGCCAACAACCAAUACUUGCAAUGAUGGAGCACCACUGCACCCAGCUGCUGGAUCGAAAUAAAGACAAGCCAGACAAUGAGGUGGUGCCAGCUCAACAUAAAUCCUUUAGGUCCUUUGUAUAUGUAAGACAUACAUACUGAGUCACGGUUGUGUACUAUAGGCUUUGUUUUAUCACACACUUGCCUCCUCCCAGGUGUACUUCUCUAUAUAAACAUUGCUCUCAGAGGCUUCAUCGGAAAAAGGCUAUAGCAACACGUCCACUCAGUCUGGGAUUGCUGCGGAUAAAACAAAAAAAAAUACUCCUGAUGUUCGCCCCUGAUUUUCACGCCUGACGCUGCGGCGCUCGGAAUCAAAAAUCGUCUUCCCGCUGUACUUGAAAAAGUUGUGAGUGACGGCUGGGAUCUGUGAAUGCUGCAUGUGGUUUUUAGUUAUUGCUGUCAGAGCGCCAUGGCCCGCUGAAAGAAGCACGAAGCCUCCUCUGUCUCUCCCUCUCUGUGUAUCCGUGAGGCGUCUAGCUUAUGGAUCGGUGGGAUUGAGAACCACGUCACAAGAGCUAAAAGCAGGCUGCAGCAUUUCUUUUAACACCAUAUCACAACGCUUUUCGUUUCUGCCGCCAGCCGCACCCAAUUAAUUGAUGAUUUAGAUUCAGGACUUUGCUUUAAGUCUUACCUGUAUAAGGAGACAUGGGAUGCUUUCCAUCAUGCUAGCAUCUGGAUAGCAUCAGUUUAUACAACUUGAUAGAAGACGUUCUAGUAGGAUACUCUUUUGAUUUUCCUUUGCUCCAAGCCCCUAAGAAGCCUUGUCUCCUCAGUCCUUGUUUCCUCAAGGUUCAUUUAAGGGAUGGAAGAUCCACCAUGAUGUCAGUUUUCGGUUCCUAGGGGAAAAGAGGAAGUGAGGAAGAAUACGUUGGCAUGAUGAAAAGCACGAUUAUGUCACAUUUUGUCUGAGAGCUGAGAAGAGUCUUUUUUUCUUCGAGGUGAUCGGACACUUGACUAAACUUUAAGCUUUUUUUCUGCAGUCUGUAUUUAUUGGUGUGUGGCUCAGUUGGCUUUGACUUGCUGAAUCUGUGAGUGUGUAUCUUUAUGUGUCAGCUAGUUCAGGACAUGUAGUCAUGCGGUCGCCUCGAUACAGCCAUUUCCUGAUUCGCCUUGCUUCACAAUGUCCCCGUCUUUCACCAUAGGAAAAUAUCCAUCCCAGCACUGAAUAAGUCACAUGAACAAACCAGCGUCCCGUCAGCCAAGUAGUCCACUACACAAUGCGUGUAUUAUUCAUGUUCUCUCAUUCUAGAAUAUUCAUCAUUUUCUGCUGAAUGGCUGGAAACCCAAAUCCCCUCAGAGGAACUGGCUCUCGCCCACCUUCCCACUGAAUCAGACUCUCCACUAUUGUGCAUUAUUGACACAACUGCAACUGGUUGCAGUGCAACGUUUUGUGAAACACCCCAACCUCGCCUCACACACUCACUCGUCCUCCCUAAUGCCAAGUGCAAAUUUAAGAAAGUAUCCUAUUAUUUAGUUAGAAAUCUGUUUUAAUUGAAAAGCUUUUAGUGGUUGAGCUGGUCACCCUGGAAACGACAUGACUCGGAUGGAUCAGGAGAAUUACCUUUCAAGCUAAACUGCUCAGAAACCCCCCGGAACAACCCUUUCUGAAUUUCUAUUCUUGUUUUAUUUGGCAUUAGUGGCUGUCUGUCGUUGUCAAUGGCUACAUUAUUAAUGCAAACAGAAUGUUGCCUUAGACUUGUAAAUUGUCUUUUUCUUUUUUUUAUAAUCUUAAGCGUCCGCAUUGGUUGCUUUAAAAUCUUGCAACAUAUUCUGUUUUCCCAAUGGCCUUACUCUGUUCUUUUCUAUUCUAUGCAUACAACUGUCUUUGUGUAUUUAUCAAUGAGUUUACUUUUGCUUUGGACACGACUAAACAAUGUCCAUUCUUCUCUGUCCCCCCCAUAUAGCUUUUACAGCUACUGUGAUGAUGAUGAUGAAGGUGGUGGUGAUAAUGAUGAACGUAUGGGCACCUAUAUUUCACUAUUCCUUUGCAACAAGGCAAUAAAAUAUUAUGGGAUUGACAAGAGACAAAUGAUGAAAUUAUCUUAACCAUUCAGAAACACUGUUGUACGGUGUUGCGUUCCUGAAAAAUAACAAAAGUACACAUGUUGAUUCUUCGUUUCAAAAAUGCUUUCUGCUUUGGUUUUUCCUCUGUACAUGGCAAUGGGUGUGAAGAUAGUAAUUUAAUAUUUGUAUAAAGUUUAAUUUAAUUUUACAGUGUGUAUAUAACUUUCUAAUUAAAGCUUUCUUUUAAAUGUGGAA